AUGAAGUACGACAUCCUAAAAUAUGUUAUGACCAAGAAAUUGCCGUUUACACUUCUUCUAGAUGGUUCCUCAUCUUCUCGUGGAGUAAAGUGGAUAGUAUUCUUACUUCGAACUGUGUCACCGCAGCAUCGUCCUAUCACACUGCAUUUCUUCCUUGCUGAGGUUGAAAGCGAAUCUGCAGAACAUAUCGUUGAAGCUCUCUUCAGACAUUUCGACAGCAUGGAAUCUUGGCGGGAUGCCCCAGGUUUACCACACUCAGUGCGACAGUACGCACUGAAGAACAUGAUAGCUUUAUCAACUGAUGGAGCAGCAGUUAUGCAAGGGCAUGUUGGUGGCGUCUACGCAUUGCUGAAGGAUCGCCUGACGGAAGAAACCGCUGGAGAUUUUCGUCCGCGUAGUAGUCUCCUUCUUUCAGUGUGCAUGGCGCAUAAGCUCAAUCUAGUUUUUGCCUCCCAAAACGGUGAACUAUUCAAGCUAGUUCAGGCAGUCAUUAUGGAAAUGCAUCAUCUCCUUGGUUCUACAGUGCGAACGACUGGACGAGCUGCUUACCAUAUGAUUGCAAAGAAAAUGCGCUAUAAGCCACUAGAGAUGUUGGCUUUAUUCACGGUACGAUGGUCUGCGAGCUUGGCAAAUGCAGUAUCCAAUGUCAUUAGAAUGUAUCCGGUUCUUAUUGAAACUAUGAGGGAGUUACAACGAGAUAGAUACGGCGCAGCAACAAUGAGAAGAGCUAGAAUUGCACAUUGGGUGCUCACGGAUGGGAGAGUGUUCCUGGCUUUAAACCAUGCAAAUACUACACUUCAAGAGCUCUCAUUAUUUUCGCUGAGGCUACAAAACGAAAAAGCUCUUUUGAUAGAUAAUAUCCGAAAAUGGAAAGAGCUGUACUAUCUUAUCGAACAAUAUGUCCUUAGUAGCAGAACAACGACACGAUUGCUUGAAAGGGGAGAACUCAAAGCAUUUGAUAGAGUGCGCGAUAGAUACCGUCGGAUUGAAAGAGAUGAACUUUAUGAUUACGACGCCAAUUCAGGGGGAGAAGAGUGGAGCAACAACAACUUAUUACUAUCCUACAAUCCCAGAGCUUUUCAAGAUUAUAAUCCUUCUGUGGUUGCUGAAGAGGACAGCGACGAGCGAGAGGAGAUGCUGACAUUCAAACGAUUCAGAUACCUUGAAGGAACUCCUGACGAAGUGUACACUGCAGCUGGAGAUCCAGAGCAAAGCUUUUCUGCUGAGGACGCCCCCGAGAUUGACAAAAGCGCAUUGUUGCGCUUUAACCUGGGAAAGGCUUACCAUGAUUUUGUGUCAACUUCUUUUCAAGAUGCCGCGGAGAGGUUUUACAAUGAUGUCAAAGAUCAACUGCUUGCGCGAAUGGGCGAAACAAGAGCGCAUGAGGUCCACGCGAACGACUUAAUGGCGCUGGAAAAAUCUACAAUCAUGGACGUAGUGGAUUUCGAUGGGGACUUUGACACGGGAUUCGUUGACUACGUGCCAUCAGGAGCUAAUUACUUUAACAGAGGCUGCCCGAGCUACAUUGACCCGGUCUCAAAUGCGCUCGAUCCACAAGAGCGCCAUCGUUCUAUUUACGCCUCAAUUUCCGCUCUCGAAAGAUACUGCAACAUCCAAAAUUUAAGAUCCCCUAUGAUACGAUUCUUCAACACCAUACCAAAAACGGCUAAAACAUGCUUGCAAUGGAACAGCGGUUACAAAGAUAUGCAACAAAGUGCAUCUUUCUAUCAGAUGCUUCUCGCUAAUUACGAUUCGUUACAGAUACCGGGCGAAGUUGUACAGGCAAUUAAAUGUGUGUUAGUCGUUCCUGCAAGUAAUGCAGAUCCAGAACGUAGCUUUUCGGCUGCGAAUAGACUCACAAAAGAUGAAAGAAGCAAUUUGGCAACAAGCACCCUCGAUUCAUUGAUGACAAUACAAAGGGAUGGUCCCAGCAUUUUGACUGUCAAAAUUCAACAGCUAGCCGCGCAAUGGCUGCAUCCUCGUCCAGGCCUAAAUCUACAUCCAGGACGACCUUCUACGUUUGGAAGAGAAGGCAGUCUCAUGAAAGAGAUAAAAACAGCUCUUGCAAGUGGGGAUGUCAACGGUUUGAUUGCUAAACAUACUGAACACUACAUGACUAUGCACGGGCUGAGAACUCGCCAUGACGUCAAGGAAAUCAGCACUCGACUUCAGAACGAAGAGGAGGCCAAACUAGCAAUUUUUUCUAUCGGCUCAGUUGCCGAAACAAGUCCAUCGUAA
Cylicocyclus nassatus is the source of this 2238-nucleotide messenger RNA. The record is from the annotation of a GenBank genome assembly. Lineage: Eukaryota; Metazoa; Nematoda; Chromadorea; Rhabditida; Strongylidae.